Messenger RNA from Lachancea dasiensis, 246 nucleotides. NCBI's taxonomy places the organism in Eukaryota, Fungi, Ascomycota, Saccharomycetes, Saccharomycetales, Saccharomycetaceae. The record is from the annotation of a GenBank genome assembly.
AUGAGCAGUCUAUAUCAACAAUCCGCCGAAGUUACGCAAUCUUCGGGCUCUUUUCUAGCUUCCGCCCCAGUGGAAUUGCUAACCGUCAAGGGCUACGAUGAUUUCCUAGCCAAGCAGAAGAGGCUAAACGUGGAUGUCGCUACGGUCAUGAGCGAGGACAAAAGCUGUGCCUACGUUAUGAAGGGCAGUGAGGUUGUUGCCACUGUCGGGGGAGGAGCUUUGGAGCACUUACUCUCGAUGAUGUGA